AUGAAGAAAGAUUUGUCUGAAGAUAUCAUCAAGGAUGAGGAAAGUUCUAAAAAUAAAGAUAAUAACUUAUCUAAUGAAUAUGAAGAUUUCAAUGAAAUCAUUCAAAUUAAUAAUAUGGAAAGAAAUAGUGCUUUACAGUUUUUGAUACACUAUAAAAAAUAUAGUACUUUACAAACAAAUAAAUCUUCAUUAAUAAAUUCUGUUCUAGAAGAACAUGAAUUGAAAAAUAUAGAAGAUAAUUAUACAAUGCAACAACAAACUAUUUUUAAUAAUCAACAAAUACAAUUCACAACUGAUGAUGCUAGUAAGCAAAUAGUUUCUGCACAAGAUAACUUUACAAGUAAUCAAGAAAGAAUUACAAAAGAUAAACAAGUUGCAAAUAAAAAUCUUGAAGACUAUCAUUCUAAAAUGAAAUGCCAGAUGCAUACAAAAUACAAUAUUCAUAAACAUGUUUAUGAAGUUGGUGAUUUAGUAAAAAUUCAAGUUACCAAAAUUGAUCGUGGCCUUACAUUUUCAGCUAGUAUAGUUUUAUCACUUAGACCAAAAGAAUAUCUGGAGUUGGAUAAUCCUUUAACCAAUGUAACUGUUAGUAUAAUUGAGGUGGCAAGAUUGUAA
Messenger RNA from Cetraspora pellucida, 615 nucleotides. Lineage: Eukaryota; Fungi; Glomeromycota; Glomeromycetes; Diversisporales; Gigasporaceae. The record is from the annotation of a GenBank genome assembly.